Molecule: messenger RNA, 1419 nt
Organism: Meyerozyma guilliermondii ATCC 6260
Lineage: Eukaryota; Fungi; Ascomycota; Pichiomycetes; Serinales; Debaryomycetaceae
Gene: ALG2
Product: GDP-Man:Man(1)GlcNAc(2)-PP-dolichol alpha-1,3-mannosyltransferase
Exons: 1
Coding region: 1-1419 (472 amino acids)
Molecular function (GO): GDP-Man:Man(1)GlcNAc(2)-PP-Dol alpha-1,3-mannosyltransferase activity; alpha-1,3-mannosyltransferase activity
Source: RefSeq, a predicted model, not a curated record
AUGGAUUGCAAAAGGAUCGCUUUUAUCCAUCCGGAUCUUGGAAUAGGCGGUGCCGAGCGAUUGGUUGUCGAUGCCGCUGUAGGACUCCAGGAGAAGGGCCACCAGGUCACAAUAUAUACUUCUCAUUGUGACAAGUCACAUUGUUUCGAUGAGGUCAAAAACGACACGUUGAGUGUGAAAGUUUAUGGUGAUUUUUUUCCCAUUCAUUUGUGCCGAAGGUUCCAUAUCGUGUUUGCGAUCUUGCGCCAGCUAUAUCUCGUGAUAAAACUUGUUUUGAGCUGCGAAAUUUUGCAAUAUGAUUAUUUUGUUGUGGAUCAAUUGUCGUUUUGUGUUCCUCUACUUACUACUUUUAGCCGUCCAGAGUCCAGAAUUCUCUUUUACUGUCAUUUUCCCGACCAAUUGCUUGCUGGGAAGGGCGGCUUGCUCAAAAAAGCUUAUAGAAAGCCGUUCAAUUUCAUCGAAGAGGUGACCACUGGAACCAGCGAUGUUCUCGUUGUCAACUCCAAUUUCACAAAAUCGGUGUUUCACAAGACAUUUAAGCACCUCGGCGACGUAGACCCAACGGUUAUCUAUCCAUGUGUGGAUGUGGAAGGUCACAAUAAAGAUCCCUCUCUGGAAAUAAAAGUUGCGAGUGAAGAUGUACAGAAGUUUUUCGGUACAAACAAGUUCUUUCUUUCGCUCAAUCGGUUCGAGAGAACCAAGAAUAUCGACCUUGCAAUCCGCUCAUUUGCGAAAUUGAAGCAUCGGGUCACAGACAGUAAACCCAGACUAGUAAUUGCCGGCGGUUACGAUCCUCGUGUGGCUGAAAAUGUCGACUAUUUGCGAGAAUUAACCGAGUUGUGUAAUGAUCUCAAACUCCAGUCGUUCACCAUGCGUGGAAAGUUGGUUGUGAUGCCUCCUUCUACCGAUAUCUUGUUCCUUCCAUCAGUUUCAGGACCUGUCAAAGAAGCUUUACUCCAGCAUGCCAUGCUCUUGUUAUACACUCCCACAUUUGAGCAUUUUGGUAUAGUUCCCGUUGAAAGUAUGCUCCAUAAAACACCGGUUCUUGCUGCAAAUACUGGCGGUCCAACAGAAACUAUCGAGGAUUAUGAUGGCACUAAUUUGUCUUCUGCGACUGGUUUUUGUCGUCCCACAAAUCCUGAUACAUGGGGCGAAGUUAUCAUUUCCUAUUACACAGACUACUCUGACGAGAUGAGAAAGACACUAGGUGAAAAUGGGUACGUUCGUGUGGCCGAAAAAUUCCUGAGACAGGAAAUGGCUGAACAAUUUUCAAACAGUUUGAUGGCCCUGACGAGUGUGCCAAAGAAGAGCAAUUUCUUGGUGUUGAUUCUCGGCAACCUCGAAUGGAUCUUGCUCUUGGUGGCAGUGAUGUUGGCGUUCGGUAAAAAGGAUAUUAUGUCUAUGUAUCAUGAUUCAUGA